Didymella exigua CBS 183.55 is the source of this 276-nucleotide messenger RNA. RefSeq lists its product as uncharacterized. The transcript has 2 exons. NCBI's taxonomy places the organism in Eukaryota, Fungi, Ascomycota, Dothideomycetes, Pleosporales, Didymellaceae. The coding region runs from base 1 to 276 and encodes 91 amino acids. The record is from RefSeq and is a predicted model, not a curated record.
AUGGACAAGAGCAACAACACCGAGAACCCCGGCCUGAUCGCGGGACACGCGCAAUACGUCAAGGGCGCCGCUGAGGCGACCGUCGGCUCCGUCACGGGCAACCAAGCCUGGGCCACGUCAGGCGAGCAGGACAAGAACCAAGCCAUCGACGCCAUGAAGGCUGCGAGCGAGAACCGCGAUGCGAACCAGGGCCUUGGCGGCGUCGAGCAGGCCGCAGGGAAUCUUGUGGGGUGUGAGGGCAUGCAGAAGGAGGGUGCGGAGAGCAAGAAGCAGUAG